Messenger RNA from Dreissena polymorpha, 930 nucleotides. RefSeq lists its product as uncharacterized. The transcript is spliced from 3 exons. The coding region runs from base 263 to 598 and encodes 111 amino acids. The record is from RefSeq and is a predicted model, not a curated record. Lineage: Eukaryota; Metazoa; Mollusca; Bivalvia; Myida; Dreissenidae.
GAUCCAUCUUAAAAAUGAUACCAGGUUCAGAAAAAUUGAUACCCCGAAAAGGCAAGAAAAAUGCUGUGAAAGUUGUCAGUUUUAUAAUGGGACCCUUUGGGAAUCGGAAUUAGUGUAAUAUAACCUUAAAAAAGCACAUUUACUGCAAUGUCAAGGUCACAUGGAUUCGUCUGCAAGCGAGACAAGUAGAACAUGAAUUUUAAUGAAUGUUUUGAUGAUUUGGGUGCUAAAAUAGAUUAGAGAUGUCAAUAUUUUGGUUCAAAUGGAUGUUUUAGGUGGUUUUGGACUGUUUCGGAUGGGAGGGGGACCUGGUAUGGACAAAGUCAGCCAGACCAUGAUUGAGCUUAAGGAUUGUGCUGCGGAUGCAGCCUGUGCAGUUCCGGGAGAAAGUCACUGUCUUGGGCAUUGCGGUCUGGUAUCAGGUCUGGAUGAUCCUUGCCUGACUCCGGGUUUGUGUACACCUCAAUCCGACUCCCUGUCCGGUACCGAGGCCGCAGUGGUGCAGCGCUUGUGGACGAUCCAUCAACAUCAUGAAAGGUCAACACUUCACCAAGCUGGGAAAAUUGAUCUUGAUAGUCAUCCCCAGGUAGUGAAAUGAAUGUACACUGAACUACAGAGGAAUCACACUCAAAUGACUUUCCCGACAUUAGUGUGGCCCCUCGGGCAGGAAUUCCUUAGCAAACAUGCUUUUUUGCAUGGGGACUGUGGCAUUUUUGCAAAAGUUAAGCUUUCAACACUGGAUUUUAAAGAGAACACUUAAUAAAAUGUAGCCAACAGGACUUAUUUUUAUGAGAGAGACUAUCUGGAUGAGCAACAAAUGUCACAUUGUGUAUUAAGCUGUUGAAGGAGCGAUUUGCACCAUUCUAAGUGUUAAUUUUGGGUAGCAGGCUUGUAUCGGCUUGAAAGCUGCGAAUUAUUCCUCUCAUCAUA